CCUCUCAUUAUGGCUCUCUCCAACCCAACCUCGCAAUCUGAGUGCACAGUUGAAGAAGCUUACACUUGGAGUCUAGUAAAAAUAAAUUAUGCAUUUUUUCUUAUCCUAUAAUUUGAUGCUUUGAUGCAAAGUAAUGUCUGAUUGGAUUUAAAUACAAAACUAAUAAAUUUCUCUGCUCUAAAAAAGGGACAUGCAAUUUUUGCCAGUGGAAGUCCAUUUGACCCUGUCGAAUACAAUGGCAAACUCUAUCUACCUGGCCAGUGAUCAAUUCAGGCAAAUAAUGCAUAUAUUUUCCCUAGAUUUGGUUUGGGUUUGGUCAUCUCUAGUGCAAUUCGUGUACAUGAUGAAAUGCUUCUGGCAGCCUCAGAGGCUUUGGCUGAGCAAGUAACAAAAGAGAAUUUGGACAAGGGUUUGAUCUGUCCACCAUUCUCUAAUAUCAGAAAGAUCUCUGGCCACAUUGCUGUUAAUGUGGUUGCUAAAAGCAUAUGAACUUGAGAAGGAUCGAGAAUUGGGGGAAGCCUUAGAGAGAAGGCAGUUGAAGAGUUUCUGUUCUAUAUGUAUUCUCUCUUCUGUAAAAGAUAUUAAGGUUGUCCGAAAACAGCAUUUAUUGCUUUGCACGUUGCUUAUAUGCAAUGCUGCUGCCAUGGAGACACUUCCCAUAUUUCUGGAUAGUCUGGUUACUGCUUGGGGUGCCAUCCUGAUUUCAGUUACAUUGAUACUUCUGUUUGGAGAGGCUGGAAAAGGUGGAGAACUCACACAUGAUGAGACAACAAUUAUUGCUGGAGCACUUGGGCUUACUGAGAAAACAGCCAGUGAUGCCAUGACUCCCAUAUCUGACACUUUUGCUGUUGAUAUCAAUGCCAAGCUUGACAGGGAGCUGAUGAAUUUAAUUUUGGAGAAAGGGCAUAGAAGAGUGCCAGUCUACUAUGAGCAACCUACAAACAUAAUUGGACUUGUUUUGGUAAAUUGUUUGUUUGUGCUUCAUGUAAUUUGAAAAUAAAUUGUUUAUUUUGUCACUCUUUGGAGAAUGAUCAUUUUUCAACUGACUUUAGUUUAUUAGUAUGCUCAUUUUUUAAACUUGACAUGCUGUUUUAGAACCAUCUCUGCUCAUUUUCAUUUUCUCUUACCCUCCUGCUUCACUCCGCCCUAUCUAGAAAGCAUAUCUCAUAGUUUGGGACCCUUUAGACUUUCAUGCAGAAAAAUUCUUUCUUUUGGUAAAGUACAUGCAGAUAAAUUCUUGUGAGAGUCUGACAUAAGAAGUUUUCUUGUGAUUUUUACAGUGGAAAAUAAGCUAUAAAAAGAUUUUGGCUCCUUAUUUUGUUCUUGAUGCAAAAGAUGUAUACACAAGAAGAGUUGAGAAGAUAUAUUAUGAAUUUAUUGCAGUAUUAUACCUUCAAACAUAGUAUUAAAACCUAUGAUGCAUGCAAAAAAGAGGUAAAGGAAAUUAAAAUUUACUUUGAUUUUGUUUGUGUGUUUAUUAGCUAAUUGAGUGAUUAGUAGUUAAGUACUAUGGAUCAAUUAACAACCUUGUCCUUUCCAACUUGAGCCAGUAAUAUAAAGUUUUUAGGAAAAGUAUAGUUAUUCCUGAAUUACUUCUUUUAUCCUUGUGUCAUAUAAUGGUCCUAUCAUGCUAGACUCCUGAAUCUAGUAUGAAUAUAUCCUUAUCUCUAUGUUUCAAGUUGUCUGCUCCUAUACCCACUCUUUUCUCUUCCUAUCCAUAUUUGGUUACUGCCCUUUCAUGUCACUGCACGCAUUUGUCUCUAAUUUUGUGAAUAACCUUAAAGUAUAAAACAUAGUAACCACUCCUGGAUCAUUGAGAACAUGAGAAAUAAGCUAAUAGGCCUGCUGAAGGACUGCAACUUUACUUUUUUAUGGCUGUAAGAUUUAUAAUUGUCUCUUACAGCUCAAUUGGGUUAACUAUGAAGCUCAUUGAAUGGUUUAGAAAUUUCAUAUAGUUGGCGAUUCUAUUCUUUAAAACCUUUAUCUAGAAAGGAAGCAAUUGCCUGUUUGUUGUUUCUAAAAUCAGCUUUUAAGAAGCGAGAAAACAAGUAUGGAGGAUGAUGAUGAGGUUAGUUU
Camellia sinensis is the source of this 2076-nucleotide messenger RNA. The record is from RefSeq and is a predicted model, not a curated record. Lineage: Eukaryota; Viridiplantae; Streptophyta; Magnoliopsida; Ericales; Theaceae.